This is a messenger RNA of Syngnathus acus (greater pipefish), 1463 nucleotides long. RefSeq names its product aspartate aminotransferase, cytoplasmic-like. Gene Ontology annotation, biological process: L-aspartate biosynthetic process. The transcript is spliced from 9 exons. Lineage: Eukaryota; Metazoa; Chordata; Actinopteri; Syngnathiformes; Syngnathidae. Bases 110 to 1342 code for a protein of 410 amino acids. The record is from RefSeq and is a predicted model, not a curated record. Gene Ontology annotation, cellular component: cytosol. Gene Ontology annotation, molecular function: L-aspartate:2-oxoglutarate transaminase activity; pyridoxal phosphate binding.
UGACGCUUCGCUCUGUUCCGUCCUCCCAGAUCCGUGAAGGUGAACUGCGUUCCGUCGCCGACCAGGUCACCGCUUGCUGCCGCCGUCCUAUUGUCGCCACUCCGCAGCCAUGUCCGUGUUCAGCGACGUCCCGCAAGCGCCCCCGGUGGCUGUCUUCAAACUGAGCGCCGAUUUCCGCGACGACAGCCAUCCACAGAAGGUGAAUCUCGGGGUCGGAGCCUACCGCACCGAUGACUCUCAGCCGUGGGUCCUGCCGGUGGUGAAGAAGGUGGAGCGCCUCAUCGUGGACGACGCCACCCUCAACCACGAGUACCUGCCCAUCCUCGGGCUGCCGGAAUUCCGCUCGGCCGCCUCCAAGGUGGCCCUGGGGGAAGACAGCGCCGCCAUCAAGGAGGGCAGGGUGGGCGGAGUCCAGGCUCUGGGCGGUACGGGCGCCCUGAGGAUCGGGGCCGAGUUCUUACGGCGUUGGUACAAUGGCGUCAACAACACGGCCACGCCCGUUUACGUGUCCAAGCCCACCUGGGAGAACCACAACGCCGUGUUUGCCGACGCCGGCUUCAAGGACGUCCGCCCGUACCGCUAUUGGGACGCCGCUAAGAGAGGCCUGGACCUUAGCGGCCUGCUGGACGACCUUGAGAACGCUCCGGAAGGAUCCAUUUUCGUGCUUCACGCCUGCGCUCACAACCCCACGGGCACCGAUCCCAGUCCGGACCAAUGGAAGCAGAUGGCGGAGAUCAUGAAGCGGAGGAAUCUGUUUGUGUUCUUUGACUCGGCCUACCAAGGCUUCGCCUCGGGCUCCCUGGAGAAAGACGCGUGGGCCAUUCGCUUCUUUGUGUCUCAGGGCUUUGAACUCUUUGUGGCUCAGUCCUUCUCCAAGAAUUUUGGCCUCUACAACGAGAGGGUGGGCAACCUGACGGUGGUGGCGCGAGACGGCGACAACCUGGGCCGCAUCCUAUCUCAGAUGGAGAAGAUCGUGCGCACCACCUGGUCCAACCCGCCCUCGCAGGGGGCUCGCAUCGUCAGCAAGACCCUCAACUGCCCCAAGCUCUUCGCUGAAUGGCAAGGGAACGUGAAGACCAUGGCCGACCGUGUGCUCCUCAUGCGGGACCAGCUCAAGUCCAAGCUGCAGGCCCUGGGAACCCCGGGGACCUGGGACCACAUCACGCAGCAGAUCGGGAUGUUCAGCUUCACCGGCCUGAACCCCGACCAGGUGGCGUUCAUGAUCAAAGAGAAGCACGUCUACCUGAUGGCGAGUGGUCGCAUCAACAUGUGCGGCCUCACCUCCAAGAACCUGGACUACGUGGCACAGGCCAUCCACGACGCCGUCACCCAGGUCCAGUGAAAGGGAGUGCAGUGCGUCAGGCCAGUAACCAUCCGUUUUGUUCAACUUGUGCAUUUCACUCCUUCCCACCUUUGCGCUUCCCAACCUUUACGGAGCGAUGCCGUGGCGUCUGGCCAAACGG